Insectozyma verbasci is the source of this 5361-nucleotide messenger RNA. Lineage: Eukaryota; Fungi; Ascomycota; Pichiomycetes; Serinales; Debaryomycetaceae. The record is from the annotation of a GenBank genome assembly.
AUGGCUAGAACAAGAAGCAAAGGUUCAAACAACACGUCCAAAAAAUCAAAUCGAAAUUCGCCAGUUGCAACCAGAGGUAGAAAAGCAAAAUCAAAUCAAAAUUCAAGUAAUGCUUCAACUCCAAAAUCAAAAUUUGUAAAUUUGAAACUAAAGGGAUCUGAAAAUGAUAUAACUCAAGAAAUAGUUUCACCACGACCACAACCAAUUCUACUGCCACCUAAAAUCGAUUCACAACCUUCAAGUCCAAUAAAACGUCAUAUUGAAAUAAAUUCAUCGCCUAUAAAACAACCAAUUAAAUAUUCAACACCACCACCACAAGAUAAUUCAUUAUUUACACCAUCUCCACGAAAGAAGAAAAAUGUUGCAUUUUCAGAUGAUUUAUUAACUUAUGUACCAAGUUCACCAGAUAAAAAUCAAACACCAGGUAGAUCAAUAUUAAAACCAUUAAGUUUAAAUAUAGAUGCAACAAUAAUGGAGAUGAAAAAUCUAAGAAGAGUUAAAGAAGAAGAAGAACAAAUAGAGAUAUCACAAGGUUUGAGCCCCUCAGAUCCUAAUUUUUGGACUCAAGGUACUGUUUGUUCAUCUCUGUCAAAUUCAGAAGAAUUAUAUAAUUUAAUAAUUGGAUGUAUUACUGUUCUUUCAAUUGAUGAAUUUAAUAAAAGAUUUGAAGUUUAUGCUACUUUAAAUCAUAUAAAUAAAUUAAAUAGUAAACAAGCAGUAAUUAAAUAUUUAACAAGUCCAUUUCCAAACUCACCUACUAGAAAAUCAUGUAUUCAACAAUUAUCAAGUAUAAUAAACAAAGAUGUAGAAAAGAUAGAGAAUAAAUUAUUUAAUAAUCCUGAAAUUACUGAAUCACCAACCAAAAAUAAUCCAUUUCAAGUUAGAGUAAUUAAUCAAGCUAUUAGAUUAUUAAAUUCAUUAUUAUCAGAUUCAGAAUUGAAUAAUUUUUUACCUAUGGAGAAUAUAUCUUGGAUCUAUCAUCAUGCUUGUUCAAUAUUAACUAAUCCAAAAGUAUCAAAAGCAAUUGUAUCAGCAUACAUAUUAAUAUUUAAAGAUUUUAAAAUAAGUAGUAAGAAAAAACGAAUCUUAAUCGAGUGUGAUAAUUAUGCAUUGGCUGAAAAGAUGUUAUUCACAUUGAUAAACAUGAAAAGUUUCCCAAGUGCAACAUUAAUAAAUGAGAGGUACUUUUGUUAUCGAAAUUUCACAGAUUUGUUCCCAAAUAUAAUGGCUAAAAAUAUAGGUCAUUGGAUGCCUACCUUAUUAAUCAAUAUAUCGAACAUUGCACCUCCGUUUUAUGCCAAAGUUGCAGCAAAUGCCAUGUUUUCAAUUAUUGAAAUUGCAAAAACUUUCCUUGAUAAUAAACAAGUAUCGAAAUUUAUAAUUCAUUUUUUAUCUUCAAAUGUUCCAACUGAUAUUAGAUCGAUUUUAUAUAAUGGAUUAGUUGAAAUGGAUACAGAGUCAUUAAAUCGACAAAAUUUUAAAGUUAUUGAUGUGGUUAUACUUAGAAUUGAAGAAUUAAUGAAUGAUGGAGAAACUAAACUUGCGAUGGACUUAUGGGUAGCUAUAACUAUGUUAAUUUCAGAGGAAGUACAAUUAGAUGAAUGGAAAUAUUUUGAUAAAUGGGUUGAAAUACCUUAUGCAUGUUUUGGAUCAACUGUUGAAACUCAAAUAAUUGGAUUACAUAGUUGGAAAAUUGUAAUUUAUAACAUUUGCAAGAAUAAUCUAUUAAGUAUAAGGAAUGGAGUUGAAUUAAUUAACAGAAAGAAUCCAAUGGAUAAUACAGCUUUAAUUAAUCAAUUUUUAAAAAGUAAGAUUAAGUUAAUUACAUUUCCAUUCACGAUAUUUGAAUCUGAAAUGUCUAAUGAGGUCGUAUUUGCAUUGCAUAAUUUAUUUAUUGGUAUAUUACACCUACUUUUGAAUCCAUCAGUAAUGAGACAACCAUCAAAACAUUUAUAUAUAUAUUGGGAUAAGAUCAUACAACCCACAUUUUUUAAUUUUUAUUUUAAAAAUGGUUCAAUUGAAUUAGUGAAUAGAUUAGGAUUAGAUAUAUUAUACAAACUAUUAAAAUUAACACCAAUUAAUGAGAAAGGAUAUAGUGAAUUGAGAAUAUUAUCAAAUGAGAAUAUAGAUUUACAAGAGAUAAAUUCACUACCUACAAGAUGGAUCCAUUCUAAAUUUGAUAGAGUAAUGCAAGUAAUUAUAUCAACUUUCAAAUCUGAUUUAAGUAAUGAACAAAAGAUAAACUUAUGGAAUACAUUCAUGAUAAGUAUCAAACCAAUUAUGAAAAAAGAAGGUUUAAAAUUAUCAGCUUGUAGUUGUGAUGUGAUUGAUAAUUUACCAAUUGCAAUGGCUCAUUUAUUCAAAAAUAAUAACAUACAAGUGAGAUUAAUCCAUAGGUUGAUUUUCAAUCUAAAUGACGUAUUUCAACCAUUUAAUAGAGAUGGGGAAUCAAGCACGAAUAUUUACUUGUCAAUACUAAAAUUUGCAAUACCAAAGUUAUCAAAAAUUGAAAGUAUGGAAGUGAUUCGAUCUAUCUUAAUUGGUCUUAAUAAUGAAAAAUGUUUGAUUUUCAUUGCUGAUUAUUUGAAAAAUGAAUUAGCGACAGAAAAUGUAAUUCAAAUAUUCACUGAUUCAUUGAAUAAAGUACAUUUAGAUAAAUCUCGAAAAUCAUUGAAUUUAUUUGGUGAGAUAUGCACAUUUUAUAAAUCCAAUUAUCAAACUUUUGUCAAACAUGUAAUUCAACAAAUUGUCACUAUACAAGACAAUGAAGAAUUAAUUAAAUGUUUGAAUCAAUUACGUAUCCAAUCAUGGAAUCCAGAGAUAAUUGAAUACUUUUUGGUUUUGGUUAAGAAUGCUCCAAAUAGGUAUAUAAAUCAAUUUGUGAUAAACUUCAUCAAGAUCAACUUAUUAAAAGAAGAGUUGUUUUUACAUACGUUAUCAUUUUUAAUUGCGAAUGAUUUUCAAUUGGAAUUAAAUGAAUUAUUGGAUCAAAUUGUAGAAAAUGCAUUGGGGUAUAAGAAUGUAUUGUUGCCUACUUGUGACAUAAUCCUAAAUUAUAUAAAAAUGAAACUGAAAUUAAAUGAAGAAAGUUCAUUUGUUGAUAAGUUGUGCGUUAUGAGUCAGUUUAAAUUGGGAUUAAAUGUCACAGUAUUUGUGGAUGUUUCUAAAUUACCAAUGUUUGGUGAGAAAUUAAAAGAGGUUAGUGAUUCUAUAUCUACCAAGAGUGAUAUUUUGAUACCUACUGCUAAAUCAAAUGAUGACGAUUCACUAGAGAGUGAUAUGCAAAAAAUUACAAGAAAUAAUACUGAAGAUGUUGAAAUGAAAGAUGGAGAUACUGUUAAAGAAAAUAAUUCUAUAGAAGAAGAUACACUUGAAGAUAAAGUAAAGAAUAAUAAUAUGGAAGUUGCUAAGACAUUUACAGAAGAAAAUUCACCUGAAAAUAAUGCUAAUGGUAGAGUAGAAGUCGCUAAAACACCAUCAGAGGAAGAUUCACAUGAAGAUAAACAAACCAAAAAUGGAGUUGAAGUAUUUAAAACAUCUAAUGAAUCAGAACAAAGUACAGUUGAAGAUAAUUCAAAAACCAAAGAUAGUGAUAUGAUUACAAGUUUAGAUAAACUACGAAAAGAGUCAUCUAAUAAACCUGUAGUAAAUGGAGAACAAAGUAAAGAACAACAUGAAGCUAAUAAAGAUGAGACUAAUGUACAUGAUGUUGAAAUGAACGAUAAUGAUGAUUCUGGUUUAGUUUCAAGUGAGAAUGAAAGUGGUGUAGUUGAUUUAACUCAAGAUUCAGAUGAAUUAAUUAUUGAAUUAACUGCAGAAAGAAUAGAUUUAGUUAAUGGCGAUGAUGAAAUCGAUGGUAGAACGAAAAAAGCUCAAGUACAUGACAUUCAACGUGAAGAAAUUGUAAUUCAGGACAGAAAUAUUGUAUCAGAUGCUGUAGUUGAUGAUAAAUCUGAUGAAGAAAAACAAGAAGAGGUUUCAGAACUGAAUGAAUAUGCAGAUACAUUACCUGAUAGUCUAAAUAAUUCGAAAGAUACAAAUAAUACUUCAUCUGAUAGAAUUGAAAUUAAUCAAGCUGAUGAAAAUCAAGAUAAAAUUAAUGAAAUUGACACUCAACAUGAUACAAUUAUGGCUGAUGCUCAUGACGGUAAAGACGAUGGUAGAAAGAGUGUACUUGAAGAUAGCGAAAUGGCUCAAAGCAGUGAUAAAUCUUCAAAUUCAAGUAAUAUUGAGAUUAAUGGUAAAGACAAUGAAAAUAUAAACAGUGUGCCACAAGAAAUUGAAAAGACAGUUGAGACUCAAGUUGAAGUAGCUCAAUCAGAAAUUAUAGCAGAGAAAAGAUUGAGCAAUAAUGGCAGUCUAAUUAAAUCAAAGAAUGAUAUAGCUAAAAGAACGGAUUUAGAUUUUAAUAAUAUAGAAAAUAAAGAUUUACAACAAGAUAUUAGUAGCAUUGAAAUAGAUGAACCAAAAGUUACAAACGUGGAAAUUAUGGAUAGUGCUAGUAGUCAACUUGAACAAGAAGGAUCUGCUAUAAAUAAUUCUCAAAUUGAUUCAUCAAAAAAUAUAGUUUCUGAUCAAAAAGUUAAAUCCAAAUCAUCCAAAAGGGUUAAAGAAAAGAGGGCUUCAAAGAGAACUAGAAGUAAAUCUAAAGUAUCAGUGUCUGAAAGGUUAAUAUUAAAAAAUUCAAAUAAUAAAUCAAAUAAGGUUGAAAUUGCAUCAUCAAUGACUGAUAAAGAAGAUGAAAUUUCUGAAUUGGAAACAAAUUCAAUAUCUCAAGAUAAUACAAAUGAAGAUUCAAUUGAAGAUACUCAAGAUAAUAAUAAAGAAAAUAUACCACUUAGAAGAUCUAAGAGAAAAACUGUACAUAAAGACGUUGCAACAACUAAUAAGAAAGUUAGAACAGCUAUUGAUGAUUCAUCGGUUACCAUUCCAAAAAGUAAUAGUCUUGAAGAAUCAUCAGGUGAAAUUAAUUCAUUUAAAAUUGAUAAUAUAGAUAAUGGAAAAGCAGCUACUCAUAUUGAUAAAAAUUCAACAGAACAAAGAAGAGAGAGUGUACUUGAAAGUCAUACUCAAGAAAUCAAUCAUUUAGAACUUGAAUCAAGCGAUAAUAAAUCAUUAGCAAUUACUAAAGUUGAUGAUAUUUUACCACCUCAAUCCCACACUCCAGAUGAUGCUGUCAAAGAAACUGGUCCUUCUAAAGAACUCAUUCCAACCAAUUACUCAAAAUUAACUGUUUCUCAACUUACCAAAUUAUUAUCAGAAAAGUCCGAUCUAGAAUUAUCCAAUUUAUUAAAUGAAGAUAAAUAUGAAAUAGAAACACAAUUGUUACAAUUUAUGGUUAAAUUAAGAAAUGUCAAAUAG